Chanos chanos (milkfish) is the source of this 335-nucleotide messenger RNA. It is a transcript of the gene mocs2, whose product is annotated as molybdenum cofactor synthesis 2. The record is from RefSeq and is a predicted model, not a curated record. NCBI's taxonomy places the organism in Eukaryota, Metazoa, Chordata, Actinopteri, Gonorynchiformes, Chanidae. Gene Ontology annotation, biological process: Mo-molybdopterin cofactor biosynthetic process. Gene Ontology annotation, cellular component: cytosol; molybdopterin adenylyltransferase complex. The coding region runs from base 53 to 313 and encodes 86 amino acids. The transcript is spliced from 3 exons.
UAACAGUAGACAACAGUGUGUGACAGUCUUGCAGUGAAACCAUUCUCUAUACAUGUAUACCGAGGUGACAGUGCUGUACUUCGCUAAGAGCGCAGAGCUAACUGGGCUGAAGUCAGAGGACAUCAGUCUGCCAUCGUCAUUAACAUCCCUGCAACUGUGGGAGGAAUUAGAGAAAAGGCACCCAAGACUGUCAGUAUUGCGCGAGCAGGUGGUGCUCGCUGUUCGUCAAGAGUACGUAACUUUGGGUGAUCAACUUGUGGACUUGAGACUCGGUGACGAGAUCGCCAUCAUACCGCCCCUGAGUGGUGGAUAGAUAGGUGGGCGGGAAUCUAGUC